Raphanus sativus (radish) is the source of this 3402-nucleotide messenger RNA. Its product is annotated as protein SMAX1-LIKE 7. Lineage: Eukaryota; Viridiplantae; Streptophyta; Magnoliopsida; Brassicales; Brassicaceae. Gene Ontology annotation, molecular function: ATP binding; ATP hydrolysis activity. The record is from RefSeq and is a predicted model, not a curated record. The coding region runs from base 271 to 3120 and encodes 949 amino acids. The transcript is spliced from 3 exons.
AGCGUAAGCCUGAGGUUUGAAACCAAAGCAAUAAGAAGCAAACAAAACAUAUAAAGCAUAUAAAUAAAUAAAAUACUUUUUCAAAAAAGCGACUACUCAGUUUGAUAUUUUUGUCGUAAAAUCCAUAUCAAGAAAUUUCACGCGUGAUUUGUUUAAUAACAUUUCUCACCAUCUCCUUCUUCUUUUGUGAUCUUUCUUGUUGGUUGGUGUAGUUUGAGUUUGAUCUUGUAGUUAGUUUCGUGAUUUUGGAUUAACACUUAACCGGCGGCGAUGCCGACACCGGUUAGCACGGCCAGACAAUGUUUAACAGAAGAAACAGCACGCGCGCUAGACGACGCAGUAGCCGUCGCGCGUAGGAGAAGCCACGCGCAGACGACGUCUCUCCACGCCAUCUCCGGUCUCUUAACCAUGCCUUCCUCGAUCCUCCGCGAAGUGUGCAUUUCACGCGCCGCUCACAGCACGCCUUACUCUUCCCGCCUCCAGUUCCGCGCGCUCGAGCUCUGCGUCGGCGUGUCUCUCGACAGGCUCCCUUCCUCGAAACCACCACCCGCGACGACGACGACGACGGAGAGCGAGGCGGAGGAGGAGCCGCCAGUGUCUAACUCCCUGAUGGCGGCGAUCAAACGCUCUCAGGCGACUCAGAGAAGGCACCCGGAGACUUAUCAUCUCCAUCAGCUCCACGGUGGGGUCACUACUCAAACGACGUCGGUUUUGAAGGUCGAGCUCAAGUACUUCAUAUUGUCGAUACUCGAUGACCCGAUUGUGAGCCGGGUGUUCGGCGAAGCCGGGUUUCGGAGCACCGACAUAAAGCUCGACGUGCUUCAUCCUCCCGUGACGCGGUUCCCGCGCUCUCGCUGUCCUCCUCUGUUUCUAUGCAACGUAACUGAAUCUGGUUCCGGUCGGGCAAGAUUCGGGUUCAGCGGAGGAGACUUCGACGAGAACUGUCGGAGAAUCGGCGAAGUGUUGGGUCGGAAAGACAAGAAGAACCCACUUCUUGUCGGGACUUGCGGCGGUGAAACGCUCAAAACGUUUAGCGACUCGAUCAACAGAGGGAAGUUAGGGUUUCUGCCUCUGGAGAUUAGCGGGUUAAGCGUAGUUAGUGUGGAGAGAGAGAUCAGUGAGAUGAAACUCGAUGAGUUGGGAAGGAUCGUGGAGCAAAGCUGCUCGAGAUCUAAACCGGGGACGGUUCUGAAUCUAGGAGAGCUCAAGGUUUUAACCAGUAGUGAUGUUCUCGUGUCGAGGCUCUCGGAGCUGUUGAAGCUUCACCGUGAGAACCUCUGGUUCCUCGGGAGUGUCUCGAGCAACGAGAUGUAUUUGAAAUUGAUCGAGAGGUUUCCGACGAUUGACAAAGACUGGAACCUUCAUCUUCUUCCUAUCACAUCUUCGAAUCAAGGAGUUUAUCCCAAGUCAAGUUUGAUGGGAUCAUUUGUGCCAUUUGGAGGGUUCUUCUCAUCAACAUCAGAUUUCAGAGUACCGUUUAGUAGUAACUCAAUGAACCAGUCUCGUCUUACUCGGUGUCAUCUCUGUAACGAGAAGUGUGAGCAAGAAGUCACAGCCUUAGGUAAGUCCGGUUCGAUUACCACCACCGAUGAUCAUCAGUUUUCAGACAAGUUACCUUCUUGGUUACGUAAUGUAGAGUCUGAACAAGACAAAGGGAUUCUCAGACAGGCUAAAGAUGAUCCAAACACAUUAGCUUCUGUGCAGAAGAAAUGGGACGAUACUUGCAAAAGAAUCCAUCAAACUCCGGCGUUUCCUAAACUCAGUUUCCAGCCUGUUAGACCACAGUUCCCACUUCAGCUCGUGUCUUCUAGCCUCCAAGCUGUGAAGAAUCCGCCGCACCAAUCCGGUUUAUCAAUAAAAAUCUCGAAGCCAAAAAAUCAUACAGAAGAUCUCACGAGCCGCGCAACAACGAACUCGCCUUUGAGCUGUGUCACUACAGAUCUAGGCCUGGGAACAAUCUACCAGGAGUCAAGCACCACAACGGUAUCACUUAACCGGAGAGGCUUAGAGAAACCAUUGUCGCGUAACUGCAAAGACUUCAAGUCUCUCAGAGAACUACUCUCUCGGAGAGUCGGGUGGCAGAGGGAAGCUGUGAACGCCGUUAGCGAAAUCAUCUGCGGAUACAGAGAUAACAGAAGCCGCGUAGCUUCGACCGCAAGUAAUGUCUGGCUGGCUCUUCUCGGACCAGAUCAAGUCGGGAAGAAGAAAGUAGCAACAGCACUCGCCGAAGCUUUGUUCGGCGGCGGCCGAGAAAACUGCGUUUGCGUGGAUUUCAAGGCACAGGACCGGCUCGACGAUAGGUUCAGAGGGAAAACAGUGGUUGAUUACAUCGCCGGAGAAGUGUCAAAGCGAGUGGAGUCUGUCGUUUUCAUAGAGAACGUUGACAAAGCUGAGUUCCCUGAUCAGGUAAGAUUGUCUGAUGCUGUGAGAACCGGGAAGCUCCGUGAUUCACACGGAAGAGAGAUCAGUAUGAAGAAUGUUAUAGUUAUUGCUACUACUACUUCGGGGUUUGAUAAUAAAGACAGUGAUCGUCAUGUCAAAUACUCCGAGGGAAGAGUUCUCAGCGCCAAGAAGUGUAAACUUCAGAUAAAACUCGUCGACAAUGCUUACAAGAACGGUCUAAAUAAACGAAGACAGGAGUUGGAAACAGAGCUUCGAGCGGUAAAGUCUCAGCGUUCGUUUCUCGAUCUGAAUCUCCCCGUGGAUGAGACAGAAGCAAAUGCAAUGUCGGAGAACAGUAGUAAAGCUUGGCUCGAGGAUUUUUUCGAGCAAGUAGACGGGAGAGUGACGUUCGAAACGAUAGACUUCGAUGGGUUAGCGAAGAACAUACAGAGGAACAUCUUGUCGCAUUUUCAUCGGUCGUUUGGACACGAAACACCUCUUGAGAUCGAAAACGAUGCGAUGCUUCGGAUUCUAGCGGCCUUGAGAUGGUCACCAGAUGAAGAGAAAACAGUUGAUCAGUGGAUGCAGACUGUUCUUUCUUCAAGCUUCGCUGAAGCGAGACAAAAGUAUAAUUCCAGUUCUUCUUUCGUUGUGAAACUUGUCGUCGCCUCCGAAAGUUCAACCGCUGAAGAGGAAACGGCGGGAAUACAGUUACCGCCGAGAGUUGAAGUGAUCUAAUCAUUUCGGUUUAUUGUUUUAUCAUAUACAUAAUAUGGUGACGAUUGUUAUACUAUAGAUCUCCUGAGAGUUUUGUCAUCGAUCGGCUUGGUUUGAGUUUGUGCUUUGUCAACUAAAUGUAUAUUAUCUUUAUUAUAAAGCUUAAAAGCUGAGCUAAACUGUGGUAUAUAGCUUUUAAAGGAGGGCCAAAUUACCACAUGUUUUGGUUUUAGUUGUUUUUUUUUUACCAUGGUUUCUGUAUAUUUUGCGUAACGAUAUUAGCAUCAGUUUCAUUUCAUAUUA